Messenger RNA from Anolis sagrei ordinatus, 15272 nucleotides. RefSeq names its product cyclin dependent kinase 6 (gene CDK6). Gene Ontology annotation, biological process: G1/S transition of mitotic cell cycle; regulation of gene expression; regulation of G2/M transition of mitotic cell cycle. The record is from RefSeq and is a predicted model, not a curated record. Gene Ontology annotation, molecular function: ATP binding; cyclin binding; cyclin-dependent protein serine/threonine kinase activity. Gene Ontology annotation, cellular component: nucleus; cyclin-dependent protein kinase holoenzyme complex; cytoplasm. NCBI's taxonomy places the organism in Eukaryota, Metazoa, Chordata, Lepidosauria, Squamata, Anolidae.
UGCCUUUGUAGUCGGGGAGGAAUGCGGAAAUGUUGAAGCACUAUGUCAAACUUUUUUGAAACGGGGUCAAGUCACAUUCAGCCAGCGUGGGAAACCGAGGGGGAGAAGGGGAGAAAGGGAAGAGAGAGAGGAAAAGAGAGAGAGGGAGAGUGGAGGCGAGUUUGGAGAGGGGGGAGAGAAAAAGAAAAGAAAACUCUUCUGCUCCCAGACUGAGCCACAGAAAGAGAGAGAGAGAGAGAGAGAGGAACGGGAACUUUUUUCACAGGCAGGAAGAGUGUCCGUGGGUAGAGUUUGUGAAGGCUUUGAUCAGAGUUAUUACAACCCCCCCCCCUUUUUUUUUUUCCUCUAAGGGAGGAGGAAGAGGAGGAGGAGGGAGGUUUGCGAGAUCCUCUCCUUGCAUGAAGAAGAGAAGGAGAAGGAGGAAGAAGGAGAAGGUGCCGUUUUGCUCUUCCCGAGUUUGCCAGGAAGAUGCGGGUUGAGGAGGAGGAGGCGCUCCGGUGCUGGCGGCUACCUGUGUGGCCCAGGCCGGGUCUGCGGGGAGCCCCAAACCGGAGCAGCACCAUGUGAACCUCCCUCCUCCUCCUCCUCCUCCUCCCCUUGACCCAUCUGCAUUGGAUGGGCAGCCAGAUCUUAGGACUUCCCAGAGAGAGAGAGGAAGCAAGCUGUCCUUUCCUUCCUUCCAUCCCUCCUUCCUUCCUUCCUCCCACCCCCCUGCUUAUUCCUCUUUUAAUAGUAUAGGAGAAGGGGGGGGUCCCUUUUAUUGCUCUCUCCAAAGACCCCCGUUUGGCUCUGAAGACUGAGGCACCCCUCCGAGAGGAGCACCCGCACCAACACCAGCAGAAGCGCACGCCAGUCCUUUAGAUUUAAUCAGCUUUACAGAGACAAUGAUCCCAAAGACUAUGAGGUAACUGCCACUGGGCAAGCAAAAGGCGGACUGGGGCCAUUAUUCUAAUUCCAGAAGGGUGGAAGAAAUUGUCCUGCUGGCUGGCCCAUCUGUUCAAACCUCUGGAAAUAGUGUUCAGGAGGAGCAAAGGGCUGUUUUCCACUGGGAACCAGGACACGCUGGGAGCCAGGACAACAUCCACAGCACCUGCCAAGUUGCAGAAGGAACUGGGGGAAAAAAGAAAGUAGGAAGAGCCAUGGAUAAGGACAGCAUGGCCCUCGCAGACCAACAAUAUGAAUGUGUGGCCGAGAUUGGUGAAGGAGCCUAUGGAAAGGUGUUUAAGGCCCGGGACUUGAAGAACGGCGGACGCUUUGUGGCCUUGAAGAGGGUUCGGGUGCAAACAAGUGAGGAGGGAAUGCCGCUUUCCACCAUACGGGAGGUGGCUGUCUUGAGGCAUCUGGAGACCUUUGAGCACCCCAACGUGGUCAGGUUGUUUGAUGUAUGUACAGUGUCCCGAACAGAAAGAGAGACGAAGUUAACAUUGGUGUUUGAACAUGUUGAUCAAGAUUUGACCACUUACUUGAAUAAAGUACCAGAGCCUGGAGUUCCUAGCGAAACUAUAAAGGACAUGAUGUUUCAGCUGCUGCGAGGGCUUGAUUUUCUGCACUCCCAUAGAGUCGUCCACCGUGAUCUGAAACCACAAAAUAUUUUAGUAACCAGCAAUGGGCAGAUAAAAUUAGCUGACUUUGGCCUUGCACGGAUCUACAGUUUUCAAAUGGCCCUUACCUCAGUGGUUGUCACUCUAUGGUACAGAGCUCCAGAGGUUUUGCUUCAGUCUAGUUAUGCCACACCAGUAGAUCUUUGGAGUGUUGGCUGUAUAUUUGCAGAAAUGUUCCGUAGAAGGGCACUUUUUCGUGGAAACUCAGAUGUUGAUCAACUAGGAAAAAUAUUUGAUGUAAUUGGGCUUCCUGAUGAAGAGGACUGGCCAAGUGACGUUGCUCUCCCAAGGAAUGCUUUCACUUCUCGGACUCUUCAGCCUAUUGAACGUUUUGUAACAGAUAUUGAUGAACUAGGCAAAGACUUCCUACUUAAAUGCUUGACAUUCAAUCCCACAAAGAGAAUAUCAGCUUAUGAUGCCUUAUCUCACUCUUAUUUUCAUGAUCUGGAGAGAUGCAAGGAGAAUAUGGAUUCAGAUAUGUCAUCCAGUCAGAACUCCACUGAGAUGAAUACACCAUAAGGCUGCUUCUGGCUUAACCUAUAGAUGAGCAAAACAGCCAACGUAUUAAAGUCAUCGCCGAGGGUAAUUUAAAAAAACACCACUGUUUAAUUGAUGGUUAUUCUUUGGAGUGUCUCGUAUCGUCUGUGUACAUCUACAGAGCAAUCUUCUCCAAGGACAAGAACCUAGUUACCUUCAAAGCAAUGCAAGAGGCAAGAUGUCAGAUGGUUCCCACUGUGACUUGGUGUUUGUUUAGUUCUAUCUAGAGAACUUCAAGUGCUGCUGACCGGUUUUGCUGCCAUUUUCUUCCGCUUAGGGCAAAGGGUGCCGCCAUGGAUUACAGCAAUCCAUUCUCGCUACCAAAACAUGACUUAACUUCUGUCUCUAGGUGCUGAAGUCUGGUUUGGUAUUUCUUCGGAGUUAGGCUGAUAAGAUUGCCUGUUUAUUUGCUUAAUGUGAUUUCAGGAAAAAAAUUCUUAAAGCAAUAUUUAAAAGAAUGACACUGAAAACACUGAACCUCUGUAGCCUGCAGUUAAAGCAAAGUGUGUACAAACGCAUCUGGUGAUUGUAAUCACACAGGAAUGCCCUUCCCAAUAGGAAACAUGAGAUGAUAAUUGCAGCAUUUCAUUGCUCAUCAUCAUAAGAUUGCACUCAUGUUCCUUAGAGAAUGAUAUAUAUUUAGACUCCUAUGAUACCUAGCAGAAAAAGGUUUUGUUUUUGUUUGUUUUUUUGUGUGUGUCAGGAGCGACUUGAGAAACUGCAAGUCACUUCUGGUGUGAGAGAAUGGGCCGUAUACAAGGACAUUGCCCAGGGGACGCCCGGAUGUUUUGAUGUUUACCAUCCUUGUGGGAAGCUUCUCUCAUGUCCCCACAUGGGGAGGUGGAACUGACAAAGGGAGCUCAUCCGUACUCUCCCCGGAUUCGAACCUCCAACCUGUUGGUCUUCAGUCCUGCCGGCACAAGGGUCACCGGGGGCAAUGAGAAAGAAUUAAAAUCAAAUGUUUCUUUCGUAUAACUUCCAUAUAAUUUCCAAUGAGUCAUGAACACUUGUUUUUAAUCAACGUGCCCUCCUGUAUCCAUGUACCUAGGAGUAAGCCUCACUCACCUGCUUCUAAAUAGUCCAUAUAGAAUUUCACUGCCAGGCCGCAAUCUUAUGUAGUUUUUCUGUGAGCAAGCUAUAGUGAAAACAGUAGGCUGGGCCAUAUUUAGCCAUAGCACAGCAAUAGAUUUUAAUGACUCUCCUGUAAAUAUUCCUAAAUCUGGAUGCAGUCCAGUGAGGCUUACUUCUGAAUAAACAAGGAUAAGAUUAUGCUAUAAGGAAGGAAGUCUUCUUUGCUGCCAUAUAUCCUGUGUGCCAUGCCUAUAAAAAACCUCAGGUAUGGACAGCUAAUUGUCACCAAGCCAACCUUGGCAAGAUAUUUCUUAUAAUCAGAUCUCAUAUUUUUAUGUGUCAUAAUGUAUGAGUUACCCUCGUGUAACACUGCCACUUAAGACUGAUUAUUUUGUUUAUGCUGUCUCUUUUAGAGUUGCUACAAUUGGAAGUAAUCUUUGAUCAAUAAUUUACCUAACUGUCUUAGCACAACUAUUUUAAUUUUGCAUUAAAUUGUGUACAUAUUUUAGUUAAAGGGGUUCUUUAAAAAAAAGAAGAAUUAGAAUUUUUAAAAGAAAUUUUUAUUUUUGUAGUACAAGUUAAUGAAAUAUUUUUUAAUCUUCUGAAAGAAAAAUUAUGCAUGUAACCACAGGUUGCGCUGCAGUGACCUAGAUGUAGUUCUGGAGAAAACUGUCCCAGUGUUUUCAUAACUGCAACAACCUCGGUCAUAACAAAAGAGUAGGUGCUAUUGGAAUUCUUUGAUGGCUAGUACAAUACGACUGAUAUCCAUGGGGAGUACAUUCCCCGGCUUCAUGUGGACAUGUAAAAAUGCAGAUAAUAAUAAAACCUAAUGAAAUAAAGGACUUCCUGCCCAUGAAUACCAUAAGGUUGCACUGGAGGACCUAGAAAAUACCUAGAGAUGACAUAUUUUGUUGGAGGAUAAAUGAAACUGCAAAUAUUGGUCCUGCAGAUAUGGGAGUCAUACUGUACUAUUAGCACCCCACUAUCAUAUUUGUUCUUUCUGUUGAGCAAGAAAUGGGGGGAUUGUGGCUCUCUCAACAUACAACACCAGUGGUGCCUUACCAUUGGUUAUACUUGUUUGGGGCUUUUGGAAAUGGAAGUCCAAAACAUUGGGAAGGCUGAAGGUUCCUUGUCCUUGUAUAAUCCCAUUGUACUCCUUUCAGCUUAUAGAGCUGUAUUAGCCCUUCUCUUUUUUUCUUUCAUGUCCGCUCCUGGAAGUCAUAUUGAAUAUUUUCUUUCCUUCGGGUUUCCCAUGGCAAAGUCAUAUGUAGCCCAUGUGAUUGAGGGAUUUAGGUGUGCAAAAUGUCUACAUUACAACAGAUUUAGUUUUCUCCAAAUGCUACUUCUCAAUACUUUUGCACCAAAGUAUGGAAAAACAAAUGAUGUUGUCUUAGCACAAUGUGAUGUGAUCUUAGCAUCAUACAGCUAACAUGCUAAAACUAAUGUGUGUUGUCUGUGAGGACAGCUAUGCUGCUGGAGCAAUUCUGAUCCCUAAAGUUCAUUGCAGAGGUAAGAAGAGAAUUGUGACAUAUACAAGGGUUGUAUGAAAAGUAAUGCGUCCACCUUCGUUACUUGGGUUUGGAUGGGAAUAUUUUGAUAAAUCAAAUGCAGACAUAAUCCUUAGAAUGUGCUCUUUACCACUAGUCACUUUUCCACAUAAUCACCAGACAAUUGGAUACAUUUCUGCCAACACGUUUUCUGAAGCCGUCACAGAAGAAGUUGACACUCUGUUUCCGCAACCAGCGUCUCACAGUUUUCUCAUCCUGGAUACCUAUCGUGCACAGAUAUUCCAAUAGCCAAGCAAAGCAAUAAUGUGACCCACAUGUUCUUGUGAAUUGCUGAUUAUGCUUGAAAUUUCUCUCUGAGUGAUACGACAAUUGUCCUGAAUCAAUCUGUCAAACUUUUGCUUGUGAAAUUUGGUGGUUGCUGUCAUAGGACAUCCAACUCUUUGUUUGUCAUGCAAGUCAGAUGUUCCCACCUCAACAUCUUUAAACUUACUCGCCCAAUGACACACAGUACUCACUUCAACACAAUCACCAUAAACCGCUUGCAUUCUCUUAAUAAUCUCCUUUGGGGUGACACCUUCUGCUGUCAAGAAUACAAUGACUGCACGUUGCUUAAGUUGCAUUGAUCGACUGUCUGCGCAGGAUUCCAUACUUCACACUUUAACAACACAACUGUUCAAUGCUAAGACUUUCUGCCAAAAUGGAACUGUAGAGAAGAGUCUACUGUACAAGCCAGUACCUGCCGCAUACCAGUACUGCCAUCUGUUGAGGAAUUACGAAGGUGGAGGCAUUACUUUUCAUUCAACCCACGUACAUAGAUGCCUAGAGUGGUUUGAAAACCUUCCUGAUUUUGCCUAUAUCUUACUACCAUGAUAAUUAGAGUUUCAAAAGAUUGCUUUUUUGGACUGGCCAUGGUGGUAUGGAAAUUUCGGGGAGUAAAUCCCAAAAUGUUGGGUUUUCUCAACUCAGCUGUUUAAGCAACCCAAGUGUGCAAUUUGAGGUGGGCAUCCAAGGAUAUCCAUUGAUGGGGAAUUGCUAUACCGUGCAAUGACACAGGUGUAGGGAGGGACUGUAGUGAGAAAUAUGGGAUUGUCAGUGAUACACAGGAGCUGGGGAAGGGAACCUUGCAAUUGGGAGAGGUCAAAUCUUGCAUUUGGGAAAGUCAGACUGUCCUGAUAGUCCCCUUUAUUGGGUAAUCCUUUAUGCAGUGACCAUCCUUUUCCCCAGUGUAAGGUAUUACCUUGAGGUCUGCCUCAUGCAUAGCGUAAAACAGCUGCUUGUGCUACAAAAAGGCAUUGUGUUGUCCUGCUUGGUACCCAAAUCAUUGUUGCUAUUAUUACUUUUGGCUAGGAUGUAUCAAUAUCUGUUUUUAUGUAGUGUAUGUAUUAUUCUGCUUCUCCUGGUUCAUGUAAAAAAUAGAUUAAUAUUCCCUUGUGCUAAGGACAGAAUUCUUGGCUUCUGGAAGCUAUGCCUGCUUAGAAAUGUAAAUAAUCUAGAAAUGCAUUCAGUCAAAUAAUGUAAGGGCUAGUAAUUAUGAUUUUAGAAGCUUUGAAAUGUUACUCAAUGUGUAUAGAAAGUAUUAUUGGUCAAAAUUUUCACAUUAUGUUUGAAAAGGAUAUGCAAGUGAACUGUUUAUUUUCUAGAUGAAAAUGAGUAGAACCGAGGUUCCUUCUAUGGAAUCUACUUUUUGAAAUCUUUUUAGCUAUUAUUCCUUAUUUCUUCUGAGUUAUGGGUGAGAUUUGCUAUUAUGGCAUAUGGGUUGGACGUUUUCUGCCUUGUGUCCUGUCAGAAUAGAUGGGUUUGUAUUUUGUGAGCUUUGACAGAAAUAUUAAGUGACUUUCGCUAUUCCGUUUACUCAAGACAUAAUUUUAGGUUCAGAAUACGAGGAUUAUAACAUAGAGGUAAUACAUAAGGGAUACAGAAUACAAACAAUUGAAGCUCAGUGCUUCCAAAGCCAGUGUGCAUCCUCCAGAGAUGUUGUAAUAAAGUACUACUGAAAUUAGUCAAAAUUUAGCUUAAGUGCAGGCCUUGGGACCAUCCCAGAUUUGCUUUGCUCCCAACCCACUGGGGUUCCUCAGGUUUUGCUAAUAUUUAUAUAGCAACUCCCCCACAACUCUAAAAUGUUGACAGUUCUUCUCUAAGGCUUAGUUACUAGCAAUAACAGCUUCAAGCUAAAAUAUCCCACUGGUUUUUGCUUUCAUCCCUUUUUGCUUUGCUCCUGCCUGUCAUGCCCCUUCCACUUUAGUUUGUCUUUCUCAGAAGAUGAAGAAGACUUACAGCAACUGAGUUCAGCAUAAUGAAUAUCCAAAUCCUCCCCCAGUUCAUCAAAAUGGGGAGCUGGAGGAGUGAAGAUGAAUUAAGCUUUUGAAACAGAUCCUAAAGCUAUGUGAAAAACUACCACACUCCUUAUAAUAUUGGAAAUGUGAGCUCUCAAGAAGCAGACUAGCUGGUACUGAAAGCAACUUCAGCCCAUCUCUGUUGAAUGCCUUGGAUUUCCAACUCUUGGACCCCUUCUUGGCUUACCCACUUGGACUUUGUUCUGAGUUAAGGCUUCUUGACUUCAAACUGUUUAUCAUUGCAGAUUUCCUGUUUUGGCUUCUGAACUCUGCUACCCAUCACUGGAACCCUCAUUCCUCCGACUCAAAGAGGUCCCUUACCCUUUUGUGAAAGCAUUCACCUGAUAUCCAGAACCAUUCCUUGAGGUCUAGAACAGAAAUCAGUUAGGUUACCAUAGGAGGCCAGCUCUACCCCUAUGCAGUGUGCUGCUGGAAAACAGAUGAAGCUCCUGCCCCACUCUGCUGGUUGCAAACAGGUUAAUACUGUUGCUUUCAUACUACUGGUUUUCAAUGAGUGUAUUUAUAAGGCUGAAUUAGCACAAUAGCUGUACGCACACAUCUCAUUAUUUCUUCUCCCGUGUACCAAGCAUAUCCAGCUUCUUCAUGUUAUGCAAUAUAUCCCCCAUGCUGCCCAAUUAUUAUAGGAGACCAACUGUUUGUGCUAGUGAGUAGUGAGGUUUUUUAGCAGCUAUUUAAAAGUUUUGGAUGACUCUUACCGAUGAAUUAUUUUUGUUUCUUAUUUCUUUUAAAUAUCAAGUGGGAGAGGGCCAUUUUAAGUUCCUGUUUACUUCAGGUUCAGAGUAGUGCAUGUAUACUAAAGUUAUAAAUUCCAGGCAACCAUUGCUGUUUGCCUGCAUUUAGAUGAAUUUACUCUGAAUGAAGUAGCUUCGGGAAAUGUUUGCUGGGAACAUUGCUAUGUUACAAAUAGAUGAAAAUUUAGACCUUUGUAAUGUCUCCAAAACAGGGAAAUCCUCAUAUAUUUGAAGUUUUGUGCAGACCAUUUCACUGGUUGUUUCUGCUGCUACAUCGAGAAGGUCAGUCCUAAACAUACCUAAAGGAUGCACAACCUAUUAAUACCAAUGGCCCCUCCAAGGACUGUAUUUAGGAUCUGUAUUUAGGCUGUUCUAGAAACGUUGAUAUUAUUAUUAUUGUUAUUAUUAUUAAGAGCAUUUCUAUCCCAUCCUUGUCACCUCCAAAGAGGGACUCAGGAUGGCUACCAACAGGCACCAUUCAGUGCCAAACAAUACACAACAUAAUAUACACUUUAACUACAGUAAAAACAGUCAUAAAUACAUUAAAACAAUUUGCCAUAUCAUGCCAUCCUCCAAAUCAAUCCAUAGCCAUCAGUUCAACAGUCUGUUAAACCCAUAUUCAAUCCAUUGCCGUCAGCUAAAAACAGUCAGUUAAAACCAUCUAUUCUGCAAAUGCUUGAUCCCAUAACCAGGGUCUGAGCUUCUUCUGGAAGGUCAUGAGGAAGGGGGCAAAUCUAAUCUCGUUAGGGAGGGCAUUCCACAGCUGAGGGGCCACCAACCUAUCUCUCGUUCCCACCAAUCGUGACUGUGAUGGCGGUGGGACUGAGAGCAGGGUCCCUCCAGACGAUAGCCUCUGAGAAUUCACAGAGAAAAUCAAGAUUCACAUGGCCAAGCAACAUCAGAGUGUGGUGAAGACAGUAAAAGUUAUUAGUGAAGAAGAAAACACAAGCUGGGUGAGGCAGCAGCAGUUUUCUUUUGCCUGGUUGAUUAGAAGAGUGAAAUUAUGCCCUCCUCUCCCCCUACUGAGUUGAUUAAAUGCAUCCAGUUUUUGUAUUUUAAACUCAAUUUGCAGCAGUUGAAGUAAGCUGAGGAAGUAGAAAGAGGAGAGAGAAACUGGGAGAAAGUGGGACAAAUUUGGGGAUCAUGAAGCAUUCCUCACAUUUACCACAAGACACCUCUCAGCAUUUACACUGUGAGAAUCUGUGGAUACAGAGGGCCAGCUAUAAUUUUUUACAUAGUGGUUGAUUCACUUCUGUUUUUACCCUAUUUGGGUAGAUAUUAUUUAAUGGCAAUUCCCAUCACUUUUGAUAAUUCACCAUGCAGGCUGGGGAGCAUGGGAAUUGCAAUCCAAUCACAUUUAUGGUUCUGAGAUUAGGGAAAGGUUAUAGGACAUUUUAAAGAAGGCCCUCUCUCUCGUCCCCACCAACCAUGCUUGAGAUGAUGGUGGGACUGAAAGAAGGGCCUCCCCAGCAGAUCUAAAUGCCCACACUGGUUCGUAGAAGGAAAUGCGGUCUUGAAGAUAGGUUGGACCCAAAGUGCAUAGGGCUUUAUAGGUAAUCACCGGCACUUUGAAUUGGGCCCGGAAACUUAUCAGGAGCCAGUGGAGCUGCUUUAAAGGGGGUGGUAUGCCUCCUAAAGCUCGUCCCAGUUAAUAAUAAAUAUCUGUCAUUACUAAGCAAUGGACAAAUGAAAACUACAAGUGUUACCCUGUUUGGGCCCAGAGUUGUGAUGGAGAAUUAAGGAAGAUCCUAUAAAUAAAGUGGAAACAGGAUGUAGAAAGCACAGUCAUAGAUACGUAUCACAGAGAAGGCUUACUCCAGAACCCAAGUUCUGAAUAAGGUUAGAUGUAGGGAAGCUACAGAGUGAAAGAAAGGUAAGUAGGGCAGGUGAGAAUACUGAAAAACUACCAGAGAGGGAGAACCAGGGGUAGGAGAGUUGAUUAUCAAGGUAUAACCCAAACUCUGAAAGCAUUUAGAAUCAACUGGGUAGAGCUUCUACCUCUUUCCCCCACUUUAACUUAGAAUAGAUAAAACAAGGUGGGCCCAGGAAUGGCAAAUAUACAGGAUGACAGCACAACAAAACACAAUUAUUGAUUCAGUGACACAUUUCAGCAGUCUUCCUCCAUGGAAAUUAUUCAGCAGCCAAGCAAAUGGAAGUUGCACCUCCUUAUAUCAAUAAUAAAGCAUGCAAACAAUCACUGUGAUUCAGUCACAAUUACAGCACCUUACUGCUCUUGCCUGUGCAAUUUAUUUUUACAAAGGUCAUAAUUACACAGUUUUGAAGGGACGCAGUUUGGUUCAUUCUGACAAAAAAAUAAUAGAAAUAGAAAAGACUUUUACAAGCCUACAUACGAAACCUCUUGGAUAAUGGCCAUUGACUAGAACAUAGGUAUAAAGGGCUCCAAAACAAAAAGACAAAUAAGCAAAAAGUCAUAUAUGGUAAAACCUUAUAAUAAGGGUAGGGGAAGAUUUUAUUAAGCAUUGUAACUGACUUAAACUGAAAUGUAACAUGAAUAGUACAGCUAUGGAAAAUUAUGAGGUUUUGGAGUAAAGAGGGUAAUUUUGAGGCAAAAACUCUACCUGAUUUUUUUAUCGUGUCAGAAGCGACUUGAGAGAUUGCAAGUUGCUUCUGGUGUGAGAAAAUUGGCCAUCUGCAGAGACGUUGCCCAGGGGAGGUCAAGAUGUUUUUACCUCCCGUGGGAGGCUUCUCUCAUGUCCCAGCAUGUGAGGUUGACAGAUGAGAGUUCACCCUGUCUCACAGAUUCAAACCACUGACCUUUGGGUCAGCAGUUCAGCUGGCACAAGUGUUUACCCAUUGCCUCACCAUGGCUCCUGAAAAUAAAACGUAAUUAGGAUGUGUGCAAGGAAGGCUGAAUUUGAAAACAACUUGUUCAAACUGUCUGCUAUAGAAAUUCUGAUUUGAUGACUUUGUCUCACAAAAAUAGAACCAAAAUCAAGGAACUUUUUCAUAACAUACAGUAGAGGGCCAUAUUUUCCUAGAUGGCAGCUGUAAAAGCUUAAGAGCAUCAUAAAUUAAGCUUUGCGUGUUUUGUGUAAAGCUACUGUAAGAUAAAUAGAUUUAAAUAUAUAGCAUAUUGUAUUAACAAAUGUAAGCUAGUGAUGAAUAGUAUAAUUAGUGCUGUUGUGCAUCAAAAGGUUGGUUUUAUAAAGCACUUUAGAACAAGCAAGUUCAAAAAAAAAUUCAGGUCCAAUCUGAAACACAUAUUGUGCCCGUUUCUCAUCAAUGUGGUUUCUGAAUUUGUAUGGAAGGAAAUCCUAUGCCAUUGUAGAGCCUGGAAACUCAUCCAACAUGUUAAUUUUUUAGAGCAGUAUUUGUAUUGGGAACUCUCUUACCUGCACAACCUACUCUCUAAAUGCAAGUCAACAAUGUCUUUAGUUAGGAGGUUCUCUAACUAGGUUGGUCCACACGAAACUAUGGAGAGCCUUUUACAGAACCAGAGCAAAAUAUUUUUGAGGGAUUGCCAUUCCAAGAAUGCUUGUUAACAAGCUUAGAGGCCAUGCUAGCUAAAAAAACAACAACUGGGAAUUGUAGUCCAAAAGAGAAACCUUUCUAAGUUCUUAAUAAAUCAUCCAAGGCUAGAUGAAUUGUACAGGGCAGGACUGUUUUGUAUGUUUCUUCCAUUUCUGCCUCAUAGCUCUGAACGAAAGUGCUUAACAUUCUAAUUAGCAACCAGUUUCUGGAGAAUGCUUUUCAAAAUAACCCCUGCCUCAAGGCAUUAUAAUAAAUCAUACUGCUGUGGAUGUCAUGCACGCUCAUCCUUCUUUCAAUGCGCAUGAGCAGUUUAGCACACCUGAGGACCCUGGAUUUGCCCAUAAGAAUCCAGUUGCUGACCUUUAUUGUUUGAGUUUAUGGUUUCAUCAUCUCAGUUUUGUUCCACUUAGAUCUUUUGAUUCCAUUCUUUCAUUGCUGCUGUUUUAGGAAAUAUACUAUGUACUAUAUACUAUGCACAUCAUCAUUGGUGCAAGUCUCUUCACUUUUCCAGUGGUUUGUGUGCUGUGCUCAUAAAAGUGAGCAAUUUGCACCAUUAUUUUUGACCAAAUUCUUAUCCCUAGAUAAACCUUUAAUAUUUGGGCACACACACUCCGUAAAAUACUUUCGACUUAGUUACCUGCUGCUUAGGGGCUUUUACAGCAUUUGUCCUUGCUGCUAAAGGGGUUGUGGUUGCACACAAAGUUAUGUGCAUUUGGUGUAUCUGUGGGCACACUGCAGAGACUGGGAAAGCGAUUUUCCAUGUUUUCGUUCACCGUCUAAGCUAGUGGAUUUCAACCUGUGGGUCCCCAGAUAUUUUGGCCUUCAGAAUUCCUAACAUCUGAUAAACUGGCUGGCAUUUCUGGGAGUUGUAGGCCAAAACACCUGGGCGCCCACAGGUUGAGAACCACGAGAGGUUGGUGACAGGGGCAGGGAUUUGCCCGCCGAGAAUCUGAGCUUCCAAGAAAGAAAAGUAAAGAAAGAAGGAAGGAAAGGUUCUGUAGUUUGGAAGAGCUGUUUUAUAACUUGAAAUGCAUACUGUUGGAAAUAUUGUGUAUUCUGUCAUAUUAAGAUAUUUGUAAUUUGUGUAUGGGCCAUUUACUGUGUUUGUUUGAUAUAUAUUGGUAUGUAUUUCUUAUUUCCUCAUGAGUUAAUAUUCUGUCAGUCCUAGAGCCUGAAAAAUGGAAAUACACGUACUUUGGGGAGGGUUGCCUUCAUUGUAGUCUGCCGUUAAACAUUAUUACAGCAGCUUAGGAAAUAUAGGGACAUCAAUGUAAUCAAUGGGAUUUAUUUUGGCAAUAACAGUAAGCUAACCGUGCCACUAUGUGUUGGUGAAUUAAAACUUCCACCAGCCUGACCAUCAUGGCCGAUUGUGAAGGACAAAUAGUACUAUGCACCAGCAAUAUCUGGAUGAUCACACCUUCUUGGCCCAGUUCUACAGUCUAGCCUUAAUUUACUGGUCCCUGAAACUUUGCAAGCUGCACGUUCCCUGAAUUUCUACAUUCUCUGCUCCAAGCAAAAGUGCACUGUGUGCAUUCAGAAAGGUCGCCUUGGUCAUUCAUUGGAGCCCUUGAAAAACAUAUGGCUUUGUGCUCCUGAGUCUAAGCUCCGUGUUACAAUAUUCAAACAAAACUCCAAUGUGAAGUGGCUUCUCCUUUCAUUUUAAUGGAUGGGCAACAGUAUUCUUCAAGUCCUUAUGGAUAAAGAGGUUCUUACUGAUAAAGAGUCUCGGCAUAACUUCCAACAUUUCACAAAUGAAACCAGGACAAAGUGGCACCACAAUGUGAUCAGGAUGACAAGAAUCUUCUUGCUUUAGCAAGAAUCUUCAGGGAAAGACAAGAUUUUGCCUCCCUGUCUUCUCCCCACAACUGAGUUAAUUAACUACUUUUGUACUUUUAAGUCAGUUUGCACCAAAUGGAGGAAGCAGAGGAGGAAGUGGGGAAAAUGUGUGGAAGAGGGAGAAACUGGGAUAUUUGAAACAUUGAGACGACUGAAAAAGUAAGGCAACAAGAUUAAUUGGAACUAAACGGUAUGGCUCUGUAUAUGUUCUAGAGUUUAGGCAUUUCAGUUUAGUCAAAUGGAAAAAAUUUAAAGAGUUCUCACCUUUCUCUUUUUUGUGAAGUAUCCCAACUAGCAUACAACUAGGUACAGGUUAAGGUUUCCCCUGACAUUAAGUCCAGUCAUAUCCGACUCAGGUUUGGUGUUCAUUUCCAUUUCUAAGCCGAAGAGCCAGCAUUGUUUGUAGACACCUCCAAGGUCAUGUGGCCAGCAUGACUGCAUGGAGCACCAUUACCUUCCCACCGGAGCAGUACCGAUUGAUCUACUCACAUUUGCAUGUUUUCGAACUGCUAGGUUGGCAGAAGCUGGGGAUAACAGUGGGAGCUCACACUGCUCCCCAGAUUCAAACCUACAACCUUUCGAUCAGAAAGCUCAGCAGCUCAGCGGCUUAACCCACUGUGCCACUGGGGGUACACCAGCCCUCCAUAUGAAUAAACCAUUUUUCAAUGGUUCAGUCAUCAUCCAUGAUUUGAAAACACCUCCCCACCCCCCAAAAAAUCCCAAAACUAUUUUAUAUAAGAGAUACUAUUUUACUAUGUCACUAUAACAAUGGGACUUAGGCAUUCAUAGAUUUUGGUAUCCCUGCACUUCCUUGGAACCAAAACUCAAUGGAUACACAAGGUCCACUGUAGCUAUCAUGAUGAAAUGCAACAGGUAGGAAAUAUUUGAUGAUAACCCAUUUUGAUGACCUGAAGCUGAAUUAUCCUUGUAGUUGCUUUGUGUACCUUCAAGUUAUUCAGACCUACGAUGGCCUCAAGGCCUAUUGUGGUUUUCUUGCUAAGAUCUGAUCAGAGAGCAUUUGCUUUCCUCUGAUGCUGAGAGAACGUGAUGUAUUGAAGGCCAAUGAAUGGGUUUCCAUGGCUGAGUGGAAAUUCAGACCCUGGUCUACCAGUGUCUUAGUCCAAAGCUCAAAUUACUACACCACAUGACUCUCCUGAAUUAUCCUACCAAAUGCAAUUCCUCUGGCUCAACUGGUUUGGGUUGUGAAGGGGACAAAAUUAGAUCUUAGUCUAUUUAUUUCCCUCUGUAUUUUCUGGAACCAAUUGAGUUUUAAACAGGACCAUUUCAACACAGGUAAUUUCUGGACUCUAGAAGGAGAAUCUUGGCACUAAACUUAAUCCCUUUUGGACCCUCUUCCAUUGAAACCAAUGAGAUUUAUUUGGGAACAAGCAUGUUUACAAUUGCAAAGGUGAUUUUUAUUUUCCAGUCUCAGGUUCCUGGUUAGCAGCUGAUUAAUCCAGUGAGGACACAUGGUUAGUAACAGCACUCAGACCCAAUUAAUGGGGUCAGCAUUUAUUGAAAAGAUGGACUUUUAUAUCCAAGUUGUGUAUAUGCAAUGCAAAUGAUUGUUUUUUAUUGAUAUGUGAAUUCUUAACUAAAAUAGAUAUCUCUCCCUCAGAGUUAUCGUCAAUAAUUGAGUAUUAGCCUUACAAAAACAUCACUAGCUGCCAACUUUAGAAGAUUUGUGCUUUUCCAAUAUAGUUUGCAUUUUAAAUGUUCGUUUUAGAUAUAUGAGCUGCUAAUACGAUUAGUGGGGCUAAAAAGUCAUCAGGUUACAAAAUAAAGGAUCUGAAUGAGCUGCGUAGUAUAAUAUUUGCAUUUUGCAACUAAAGAGACAAAGCUUAUUGGAUUUAGUAUUUGUUAGGUCUCAUUCAUGUGUGUAUGUGUGUGUGCUUUAUUUUUAACAUGUAAACUUGAAUAAUGUUUUGGUAGAAUGAAAUUUACCCAAUAGAGUGGGGAAAUAUUUGCAGGAAAUUAAAAGGUAACUUGGGUUAUUUCCUUCAUUUUGUUUUCUUUUUUAUGUAAUUGUCACUAGAAAGUAAUCAGUGAUGGAUAUAUAAGACACUGUCCCUGAUUUCUGUAAUUAGAAUUAGCUUUGAUAACAUUGUAUGGAAUAAAGCUGUGUGUGAUCAUGACUACCAA